UCUUUCAACAGCAGCAACAGUCAGUCAGCCACCUCGGUAGCUUGCUAGACAAAAUACUCAACCAAUAAAGCUCUUUAGAGUAUAGUAGCUACUGUGUUUUAAACACACUCCUGUCGUCAAGUUAGUUAUCCGAUUUACGGUGUUGUUGUUAUUGGUCAUCUAGCGGGCUGGUUAAGUUAGCAUUAGCCUAGCUAGCUAACAUCCCCGACCAUGAGCUCACUAAGCUACUCUCCUCCUGCUAUAGAAGAGGAUGUCUGCUGGACGGAGAAAGAAGUUCUCGUGAAAGAAGAGGAGGAAGAGGAGGCUGUUACAAUACAAAAACAAGUAGAGGAUGAGGCUGUUACCGUGAAAGAAGAAGAGAAAGACGUUUCAGUGAAAGAAGAGGAAGAUGCGUUCAGAGUGAAAGAGGAGGAGGAAGAGAAAGAGGAGGAUGCCGUUUUUGGAGUGAAAGAGGAGGAGGGGGAGAUGACUGUUACAUCGAAAAAGGAGGAGGAAGAAGAGGAGGAAACUGGUUAUCUGGGCCCGGUUUCCCAAAGGCAACUUAAGGCGUCCAAUGGUUCAAACAAUGAACUUAGCUGUAAAAGGAUUUUGAGAAACCGGGCCUUGAUUAACACUAGAGAAGGAUGUGACUAUUGUGGAUCCUCUGGGGAGCCUCAACAUCAUCAUGAAGCUGAUGUGACAGAGAAAAAAUUACAAUCACACCAGAGAAUACACACAGGAGAGAAAUCUUUUAGCUGUGAUGAAUGUGGGAAGAGUUUUACUCAGUCAAGCAACCUGAUAUCCCACCAGAAAAUACACACCGGAGAGAAGCCUUACCACUGCUCUGACUGCGGAAAGAGGUUCUCAAGAGCAGAGAACCUAAAAGUACACCAGAGAAUCCAUACAGGAGAGAAACCUUAUAGCUGCUCUGACUGUGUGAAAAGUUUUUUUUUGUCAGCACAUUUAAAAUCACACCAGAGAAUACAUACAGGAGAGAAACCUUAUAGCUGUGAUGAAUGUGGGAAAAGUUUUACUCAGUCAAGCAACCUGAUAUCCCACCAGAGGAUACACACUGGAGAGAAAUGUCACAGCUGCUCUGAAUGUCGGAAGAGAUGCACCACUUUAUCAGACCUCAAAAGACACCAGAGAAUUCACACGGGAGAGAAACCUUAUAGCUGUGACCAAUGUGGGAAGAGUUUUGUUUCAUCUAGCCAGCUGACUGUACACCAGAGAACACACACAGGAGAGAAAUGUCAUAGCUGUGAUCAAUGUGGGAAGAGUUUUACUCAGUCAAAGAACCUGAUAUCACACCAGAGAAUGCAUACAGGAGAGAAGCCUUACCACUGUUCUGACUGCGGGAAGAGUUUCCCCAGAUCAGAUUCACUAAAAAGACACCAGAGAACACACACAGGCGAGAACCCUCUUAGCGAGAAAUCUCAUAGCUGUGAUCAAUGUGACAAGAGAUACUCUGAUAAAAGAUCUCUGAUCAAACACCAGAAAAUACAUGAAGGAGUUUCUCCGACCAUGAGUUCACUAAGCUACUCACCCCCUGCUACAGAAGAGGGGGUCUGCUGGACGGAGAAAGAAGCUCUCGUGAAAGAGGAGGAGGAAGACGAGGCUGUUACAAUACAAAAACAAGUAGAGGGUGAGGCUGUUACCGUGAAAGAAGAAGAGAAAGACGUUUCAGUGAAAGAGGAGGAAGAGUCGUUCAGAGUGAAAGAGGAGGAGGAUGUUACAUUAAAAGAAGAGGAGGAGGAGAAAGAGGAGGAUGCAGUUUUUGGAGUUAAAGAGGAGGGGGAGAUGAAUGUCACAUCGAAAAAGGAGGAGGAGGAAGAAGAGGAGGAAACUGGAUAUCUGGGCCUGGUUUCCCAAACGCAUCUUAAGGCAUCCAAUGGUUCUAAAGGUGAACUUAGCCAUAAGAUGGUUUUGAGAAACCGUUCCCUGAUUAACACUAGAGAAGGAUGUGACUAUUGUGGAUCCUCUGGGGAGCCUCAACAUCAUCAUGAAGCUGAUGUGACAGAGAAAAAAUCACAAUCACACCAGAGAUUACAGACAGGAGAGAAACCUUUUAGCUGUGAUGAAUGUGGGAAGAGUUUUACUCAGUCAAGCAACCUGAUAUCCCACCAGAGAAUACACACUGGAGAGAAGCCUUACCACUGCUCUGACUGCGGAAAGAGGUUCUCAAGAGCAGAGAACCUAAAAGUACACCAGAGAAUCCAUACAGCAGAGAAACCUUAUAGCUGCUCUGACUGUGGGAAGAGUUUUUUUUUGUCAGCACAUUUAAAAUCACACCAGAGAAUACAUACAGGAGAGAAACCUUAUAGCUGUGAUCAAUGUGGGAAGAGUUUUACUCAGUCAAGCAACCUGAUAUCCCACCAGAGGAUACACACUGGAGAGAAAUGUCACAGCUGCUCUGAUUGUGGGAAGAGAUGCACCACUUUAUCAGACCUCAAAAGACAUCAGAGAAUCCAUACAGGAGAGAAAUGUCAUAGCUGUGAUCAAUGUGGGAAGAAGUUUACUCAGUCAAAGAACCUGAUAUCACACCAGAGAAUGCAUACAGGAGAGAAGCCUUACCACUGUUCUGACUGCAGUAAGAGUUUCCCCAGAUCAGAUUCACUAAAAAGACACCAGCGAACACACACAGGCGAGAACCCUCUUAGCGAGAAAUCUCAUAGCUGUGAACAAUGUGACAAGAGAUACUCUGAUAAAAGAUCUCUGAUCAAACAUCAGAAAAUACAUACAUGAAAGAGUUGUUCCAUGAUAUCAAUGAAAUAAUGUCACAGUGUAGAAUGUUUUAACAUUGUAGUAGGAGUAUUUUAAUGAUGUCACAAUGUAGAAUGUUUUAACAUUGUAGAAGGAGUAUUUUAAUAAUGUCACAAUGUAGAAUGUUUUAACAUUGUAGUAUGAGUAUUUUAAUGAUGUCACAAUGUUGUAGGAGUAUUUUAAUGAUGUCACAAUGUAGAAUGUUUUAACAUUGUAGAAGGAGUAUUUUAAUAAUGUCACAAUGUUUUAACAUUGUAGUACGACUAUUUUAAUGAUGAAAAAUCCAGGUUCUGAAUUGAAAGAGUACUAUUUAACAUAAAAAGUGUUGUGUUACACUUACUUCGUUGGUGACCCACUUGAAUUAAAAUGCAACACUUCAAAAUGUAGCUCGCUGUUUGCUACAAAUUGUGCUCUAACCAGUGAUGUAACAUUAUUCACUGAUUCCGUGUGGUUUUUGAUCUGUUAGUUUUAACAGGAUAUGCAACGUCAUCUCCCCCCCUCUCGUGAAAUUUAUUUCCAAGGGAUAUCGAUAUGAGUGAUGACAAAUAAGUGUUGCAUUUCUCUUAGUUUUGGGGACAACUAUAUUUAAAUGCAUCACUCCAAAAGGAAUAUGACUGUCUUCUGCUAAUUGUCGAUAUUCCACUAUUGAAGAAGCAUGACUCAAAUCACCUCAUAUUUCAAACAUUCAGCCUGACAAAAGAUACAUGUUUUAUUAUUCUAUUCCUCACCAUUAAGUGAAUUAUUGCUAAUACCUAUUAACCAUUAUGUAGGUUGGUGGAAAUGAUCCACCCGUUAUGUAGGUUGGUGGAAAUGAUCCAACCAUUAUGUAGGUUGGUGGAAAUGAUCCAACCAUUAUGUAGGUUGGUGGAAAUGAUCCAACCAUUAUGUAGGUUGGUGGAAAUGAUCCAUCCAUUAUGUAGGUUGGUGGAAAUGAUCCAACUAUUAUGUAGGUUGGUGGAAAUGGUCCAACCAUUAUGUAGGUUGGUGGAAAUGAUCCAACCAUUAUGUAGGUUGGUGGAAAUGAUCCAACCAUUAUGUAGAUUGGUGGAAAUGAUCCAACCAUUAUGUAGGUUGGUGGAAAUGAUCCAACCAUUAUGUAGGUUGGUGGAAAUGAUCCAACCAUUAUGUAGGUUGGUGGAAAUGAUCCAACCAUUUUGUAGGUUGGUGGAAAUGAUCCAACCAUUAUGUAGGUUGGUGGAAAUAUAUCCAACCAUUAUGUAGGUUGGUGGAAAUGAUCCAACCAUUAUGUAGGUUGGUGGAAAUCCCCAUUGACUGAGGAUGAGGGGUCUCCAUUUUGUAGAUGUGUAAUAAUGAUGUUGAAUAAUAAUAAACUACAUUCAUC
Messenger RNA from Salvelinus fontinalis (brook trout), 4084 nucleotides. Its product is annotated as zinc finger protein ZFP2-like. NCBI's taxonomy places the organism in Eukaryota, Metazoa, Chordata, Actinopteri, Salmoniformes, Salmonidae. The transcript is spliced from 4 exons. The record is from RefSeq and is a predicted model, not a curated record. Gene Ontology annotation, molecular function: RNA polymerase II cis-regulatory region sequence-specific DNA binding; DNA-binding transcription factor activity, RNA polymerase II-specific. The coding region runs from base 211 to 2724 and encodes 837 amino acids. Gene Ontology annotation, biological process: regulation of transcription by RNA polymerase II.